Molecule: messenger RNA, 2246 nt
Organism: Mytilus trossulus (common blue mussel)
Lineage: Eukaryota; Metazoa; Mollusca; Bivalvia; Mytilida; Mytilidae
Exons: 2
Coding region: 170-1876 (568 amino acids)
Biological process (GO): protein monoubiquitination
Molecular function (GO): ubiquitin protein ligase activity; zinc ion binding
Source: RefSeq, a predicted model, not a curated record
UAUGGCAGCUAUACAAGUGUUUUUUUUUUUCUAGACUCGUAGGUUUACACUGAUUCAAGACACUAUGAGAAAUACAAGUGUAUCUUUUUAAAUUCAGUAACACGGUCUGCAACCAAUUGUUAUCACGCAUACAGCCUAUACCAAGCAUAUACAAACAGUUGUACGGAAUAUGGCAUCUUUAAAUAGUACAUUAUGUGGUGUAUGUGAAUACCAGCAUGUGACGACAGACGCCAUUUUCUGGUGUCCUGAAUGUGAUGAAGGUUUGUGUUCAACAUGCUUUAAGUGUCACAAUGCUUCCAAAUCCACGAGAAAUCACCAGGUCAUCUCUGUUGAUAACUACAGGCAGCUGCCGUCUUUUGUAGCCAGCGUACAACAAUACUGCUCUGACCACGACAAGAAAUACCAGCUUUACUGUUUACAACACGAAAUACCUUGUUGCCUUGUUUGUGUUUCAACAAGCCACAAGAGAUGUGACUUAACGGCACUCGAUGAAAUUGUUAAAACUUCCAAAACGUCCGCAUUAUUUGACAAUUUGGAACAGACUCUGGGAGAUUUAAAGGGAAAUCUAAAAAGAAUAAUAGAAGACAGAGAAAAUAAUUUAUCAAAAGUACAACAGAGCAGAGAUAAAAUACAGUCUGAAAUAAAGACAAUGCGCGACAAACUAAACAAACAUCUCGACAGUAUCGAGCAAAAAACACUACAAUAUUUGGGAGAUAUAGAAAAGGGAGUUAACUCAGAGCUUCGAUGUAUUCAAACAAAACUUCUCGAUCAUACCAAAACCGUAGAAGGGCUACAGACCAAUAUUUCUGCAAUUAAGAAAUAUGCAUCUGAAUUACAGGCUUUUGUUGGAAUGAAGAGAAUGGAGACUGAUAUAGAACAUGAAGAAAAGUUCAUAGAGUCAUUGCUGGAAGAUGGUAGUCUACAACAAGUUGAUAUCGACUUUAAAGAGAACCAAAAACUAACCGACAUAUUCUCCAUUGCAGAUUGUGGCAAAAUAUCCCGGAUUGCUAGUUCUCCCACAGUUGCCGUAAAGCUUGAGAAAAACAAACAAGCACAAUUCUUGGUCGCACUUUCUGUCGAAAAGAAAACAAUUAAUGAUAUUAAUCUGUCUUCGCAUAGAAAACUUAAAAUUCCAGAACUUAACAAUCCAAGUAUGUUUACAGGGUGUACAAUCACACCUACAGGUAAAAUAGUUCUUGUGGACUGGAAUUAUCACAAUGUGUUUAUUCUCAGCGAGAACGAGUCAUUAGAAUGUAAAAUAAACGUAUUUAGUCAUCCUGUUGGUGUCACUUGUAUUGAUGACAAAACUAUAGCAAUUACCCAUAACUUUUCGUAUGGUCCUAAUAAAAUCGAGACAAUAAACAUAUUUUCUAAGCAAACAGAGAAAGAAAUUAGAUCUUCAAAUUAUUGUUAUGGAAUAACAAAUGAACAAGGAAGGAUAAUAUAUUGUUCUUCUGGAAAAGGUAUUCAGUCAGUAGAUUUUUCUGGUAAUGAUAAUUCCACUAUAGUUAAGAUACCAAAGAUGUCUGACUGGAAUUAUGUUACAGUUUCUGGUGGUCAACUUUAUCAUACAAACCCUUCAACCGACACCGUCACAUGUUACACAAUCACAGGAGAGAAGAUUUGGGAAUACAGCGAUAAAUCGUUUCUAAAGAAUAUAGGUGGUGUUACUACUGACAAGGAUGCUAAUGUUUAUGUUGCAUCCUAUGGAAAUAACAGUAUCGUCGUUAUAUCACAAGAUGGAAAACACGCUAGACGUCUAAUUGGAGGAGAGGGUGGUUUAUCUCAACCGUGGGGUAUUUACCUCGACAAAACGAGAAACAAUCUGCUUAUAUCGUGUAAUAAUGGAGACGUUCAUAUGUAUAAGGUGUCAUGAGAAACCUUUCACUUUCUUUAACAUUAACUUGUACUUCUAUGUUUUUUGGCUAGUUGCAAAAUCUGUUUUUAAAGAGCUUAUAUUUUAUAUGUUUUAGUAACUUUAUAUAUGUUAUAAUGCGAGAAAAUUUCAUUUUAAAAUUUAAGAUUUUCUUAUUCGUGUUGUAACCUACUAAGUAACACAGGAUUGUGUCCAUCAAUUUGCGUCCUUUUCGAUUGUUUUUGUUCCUUAGUGCGUGUUUAGAUUUUCAAAUUACAUCUGCUUGAAGUAGUGCAUGACUAACAACUUUUUUGAAAUACGUAUUGGUUUAUCAAAUAUGCUACAUAGCUGUUAUCUGCUCAUUGGUCGGGUUGUUGUCUCUUUGUCUCAU